Molecule: messenger RNA, 591 nt
Organism: Pyrenophora tritici-repentis Pt-1C-BFP
Lineage: Eukaryota; Fungi; Ascomycota; Dothideomycetes; Pleosporales; Pleosporaceae
Product: carboxymuconolactone decarboxylase
Molecular function (GO): peroxiredoxin activity
Source: RefSeq, a predicted model, not a curated record
AUGCGUGUUCCCUAUGCUCCAAGUGUGCCUGUAAAUGAAGAAGAUGUUGAAAUCUACCAACGCAUCGCUGAGCGACGCAAGCCCCGUCCUCUCAUCCCCCUCGAUCUCGCCCUACUGCACAGCCCCGCCGUAGCAGACGGCUGGAACAGCUUCAUCGGAGCGAUUCGCACGAAGACCAAUCUAUCUCCCAACCUCAAAGAGCUGGCCAUCAGCCGCAUUGCCGUUCUCAACCAUGCAGUUCACGAAUGGGACAUUCACGCUGCCCUUGCACUCAAAGCAGGCGUCUCCAAGGAGGUGCUACAGACAAUUUUCGAACUACCCGUCACUCGGCACGGGAUGGUAGAGAGGGAGGGAUUGCUGGGAUUUAGCAAGGAGGAGUAUGCGGUCAUGGUUUACACGGAUCAGAUGACUGUUGGAGUGCAGGUUGAAGAGCAGGUUAUGGACAUGGUCAAAGGGGUGCUGAGAGAUGAUAGUUUGGUCGUGGAGUUGACUGCGACGAUUGCGGCGUACAAUGCUGUGAGUAGGUUUUUGGUAGCACUGGAUGUGGGUGAGUGUAAUGGGAGGCGUAUGAAGAAGGUUGAAGAGUUGUGA